This is a messenger RNA of Syngnathus acus (greater pipefish), 1940 nucleotides long. Its product is annotated as CXXC-type zinc finger protein 5-like. Gene Ontology annotation, molecular function: methyl-CpG binding; zinc ion binding. Gene Ontology annotation, cellular component: nucleus. The record is from RefSeq and is a predicted model, not a curated record. The coding region runs from base 482 to 1375 and encodes 297 amino acids. The transcript has 2 exons. NCBI's taxonomy places the organism in Eukaryota, Metazoa, Chordata, Actinopteri, Syngnathiformes, Syngnathidae.
UCCGCUGGUGUUGUAACAUUUCUGUGCAUUUCCGUGGCACGUCGUGACCACGACGACCACCACGCUUCGGUGGUGUCGGUCGGGCUGCCGCCGCCGCCGAGAGUCCACUUCGCAUUUUGAGCGACGCCCCCAAAUUCCGUGCCGAGUGUUUGCAGACCCUCCGGGACGGAGAGGUGGAGGAGGAAUCGGCAGCUCGGCCGUCUGUGUACGCUCCAACCAGCACAAACGCCAUUAGUUCAUGACUUCAUCGAAGCCUUUUUUGACAGCGGUGUUCGAACGAGCGUUUUAGAAGGACUCCACGGCUGCUGCAGAGAAUGGGAAUAGGGACACAGGCCAAGGCUUGCCAUUUUGGCUGAAGGAACAGGACAGUUGUCAAGCCCGCGCGCCGGCGUCAGUCCCUCUCUCCCUCACCUCAGCUCUCCUCUCCUCCCCCCCUCCGGCGCACACACAAGGACACAAACCGCCGCCCACAUUCACGGCUAUGUCCACAGCAGUAGACAUUGCUGGCCCUUCCUCGCCAGAUCAAGCCAACAGCAGCGCUAAAAUCCCCAACGAGCCUCUGAGACCCAGCCUCAAGCGCUCCAGCCACCCCUACGGCCUGUCCCAUUACAUCGCCAGCCCUUCCCAAGGCAUGGACGUCAAAGGCCUGAUGCAAGCCUCGCCGGCCCAGCAGCAGGCGGCCCCGCCCGGCCCCACCAAACCUCGCCGGGCCCCCUCCUGGCCCGAUAUGUGGGAAUCGCCCAGCGGGCUUCACCUGGCCCACGCCGCAGAGUUGCUGAUGCGCGCGGGGCUGCUGGCGCUGACCCCUACCGCCGCCGAACAGGCCGGCUCGGGCGGGCAGAGCAGCCAGCCCGCUAAAAGGGAGGCGACGGAGGUGAAGGGAGGCAAGGGGGACGGCGAGGGAGGAGCAUCCGGGCCCGAUGAGGAGGAAGAGGACUCGCCCGGGUGCAGGACAGACAUCCAGCCCUACCUGGGUGCCUGGUUCCCUUUCAGCCCCACUCUCUUGCCUCUCGCUGGCUUCCAGAUGGGGGGCGGCCACUGGAGGAGCACGGCGAUGGGGGCCGAGGGCAUAGAGGGCCUAGUGGCCGAGGGCCACUCUCCCGGUUCUCUGGGCGGAGGCAGCGGCAGCAGGAGGAAGAGGAAGCGCUGCGGAGAGUGCGUUCCGUGUCGGCGUCAGACGAACUGCGAACAGUGCAGCAGCUGCCGCAAUCGUAAGAGGGGACACCAGAUCUGUAAAUACAGGAAGUGCGAGGAGCUGAAGAGGAAGCCGGGAGGUCCCGGGUUUGAGGGCAGAGUGUCCGCGUUUGACCUCAGAGGCUCCGACUUUUCUUUGGGCCUGGCGCAGGAGAGAAGCGCCGGCGCCUUGGACGGAUAGUAAUGUUUGCUGCGUUUGUCACAGGAUCCUGCUUGGAUGAUUGUUGAAGAGCUGAAGUGUAAAAGACACACGCACGCGUGCACACAGGCACGCACGCACACAGACACACACGCACACACACGCACAUAGACACACACUGGACACCAUGUUGGUUCAAAGACGUGGACAUGAUGUUAAGUGCAGGGCUGCACCUCUGUUCAAGAAUGUUCUCACUCGUUCCCAUCCUUUCUUUUGACAAUCAGUGAAUUGGAGAGGAGGGGGAGAGAAGGUGUCACUGUAUCGACGUUGACAAAAAAGCUGUAAAUAGACUGUAAAUAUUGGGGGAAACAACAUUAUGUCUUUUUUACAUCCCUUUCCAGUUUGGAUGUAUUGUGUUGCAGCCGUUUAAAAGAAAGAAGAAGAGAAAAAAAGAGCCAAAUGUUUUGUUUCUAACGGGGGACUCUCGAUUCUGUUGUCACCGCAUCAUCAGUAAGCGAGUCGUCUAAAUUAUUUCAUGUGCAACUUGUACUGUAUAGAUCUGUUUGCCCUUUUGAAAUAAAAGAAAUUGGCCAUGCGCGCUUGUCUA